CCAUGAAAAUCAAUCGCAGCGGCGGCCCAUCCCACAGCCGAGUAGGAGCGAGCGCCGGCACUGUGGCGGUGUGCGACAGCGUAGUCCUCCCGCUGCCGCUUUUCUAUCGUUUUGUCUCUACUAAAACUCAAGUGCUGUGAGAGUGUACUGCCAAAUUGUGCGUGUAGUCGCCUCCAAACGUACUGUCUUCAUUAUUUGUGCAGUGUGCGCGUGUAAGUAUAGUUACGACUGCUUUUCUGCACGAAUACAGCCACGUCUUAAAGAAAGAGGAGCUCCCACUUGUGGCCUUGACAACUGAUGGAAAUGUGAAGCCCAAGAGACGGAGAUAAUCUGCGCCGUGGAGAUGCUCUUAGUUGCCUUUUUGUGCAAUUCUUCGGAAAGUGUGACGUGCCAUGUGGGAACAUUGAGAUUUUGUAGACGCUGGCUUUGGGAGGUCGUACUAUCGCGAAGAGAAAGCUUGUGUCACGGAAAUGCAGGAUACGCGCUGGCUCUUCGCUGCGUUGAAAGAGAAACGGCAGAGGCCAUUUAGCUCGGAGGCGACAGCACGUCCGCUCCUGCGUUCUGUACAUUCCUCGGUAAUGUAGAAGCUACCAUUUCGUCGGUGGGCGCCUCGUUUGCACCUUAAUUUGACCCUCGGCUGACAGUAGUGCCUGCGUGUGCAAAAAUGGCCACUGUGCAUCUAUUCAUGCACAUGCUUGUUGCUGCGUGCUCUUUCACCAUGCUGAGCACACAAGUUCAGGGUGAAGUUUUCACCGCUUUGGUUGACCUCGAGAAUCUUCUGCACACAGAAGGUGCCAUCGUCCAGACGCUUCAGCGUUACCUGGACGCUGAAGAAGAUAGACUAGAAAAAAUUAAAAAGCUUAGGCAUGAAUUCAGCCAGCUGCACAAGGCUGCCAGUAGAGAUGGUGAUGAGUUCGUCUCCAAUCCUGUCAAUGCAUUCCUGCUUGUAAAGAAGCUCACUGCCGAUUGGAAGACUGUCUCAAGACUUAUGUUGAACACAGAAGGAAAGGCAAUGGUGGACAACAUAACACGCUCUAGCAACCUGCGCUUCCCAGAUGAGGAGGACCUCACAGGAGCAGCCGUUGCUUUGCUCCGGCUGCAAGACACAUACCGCUUAGACACAGCAAGCCUGGCAAAGGGCCGCAUCCAAGGUGUUACCAGGCCAUCCCCAGAACUUUCUGCGGGUGAUUGCUUUGAGCUGGGCCGGCAGUCAUACAACAAUGAAGACCACUACCAUACAGUAUUGUGGAUGCAAGAGGCACUCGACAGGGUUGAUGAAGAAGUGGACAAAACUGCUGACAGAACUGAAAUUUUGGAGUACCUGGCCUUCUCCACUUUUCAGCAAGGAAAUGUUCAUCAUGCACUUAAGCUGACAAAUGACUUGCUCGCUGCAGUUCCGGACCAUCCCCGUGCUCCGGGGAACAAGCGGUACUAUGAGGAUACUUUGGCAAAACGAGAGCAGUACAAACGAGGAGAUGACGGCGAUGUCUCUGAAGAUAGCAUUACUUUGAAGAAGAGGUCACCGCUUCCAGACGCUGACUCUGAACGUGGCAUCUAUGAAAGGCUUUGCCGUGGAGAAAAGUUUCCACCAUUAUACCAUGACCGGGAGCUGACAUGCCAGUACCGUACUAACAACCGGCCAUAUCUGCUGCUACAACCAGCCAAAGAAGAAGUGAUGUUCCCAAAGCCACGAAUUGUUGUUUACCAUGAUGUUUUGUCUGAGCAUGAAAUGAAUGUCAUCAAGACACUUGCACAACCACGGCUGAGGAGGGCGACAGUGCAAAACUACAAGUCUGGAGAGUUGGAAACUGCCAGCUACCGUAUUAGCAAGAGUGCCUGGCUGAAAAAUGAAGAGCAUGGUGUAAUAGCCCGUGUCACCCGAAGAAUAGAGGACAUCACAGGGCUGACUGCAGAUACUGCUGAGGAGCUUCAGGUGGUCAACUAUGGAAUAGGUGGCCAUUAUGAGCCCCAUUUUGAUUUUGCCAGGCGAGAAGAAAAGAAUGCUUUUCAAAGCCUUGGGACGGGCAACAGGAUUGCGACGUGGCUCAACUAUAAAAAAGGCAAGCAAAAACUACCACCGCACUUGUCAAAUGGCAACCGGGUUUCCACGUGGCUUAACUAUAUGAGUGAUGUAUCUGCUGGCGGUGCAACAGUCUUUCCUCAGCUGAGAUUGACCCUUUGGCCAGAAAAGGGUGCUGCUGCUUUCUGGUACAACCUGCAUCGUAGCGGUGAGGGGGACAUGCUGACUCGGCAUGCUGCCUGCCCAGUCCUUGCUGGCUCAAAAUGGGUCUCAAACAAAUGGUUCCAUGAAAGAGGCCAAGAGUUCCUCAGGCCAUGUGGCACACGCAUCAACCAGUGACAAGUGACACAAGCCCAAGUUUAGCGGUGGCAGAGCAGUUAUGUGGAGUGCUGACUUCUGCCCCAGCCAGGCUGCCUGAAGCCAGCACAAGACAAGCUAAGCGCUUACUCCUCACUGGGAACAACGUACAACUCUGUGCCUUUACAGUUCAGCAUCGUCUCCUACCAUCAAAGCCCACAUAUAUUCUUGCCAUUGUGUAACACAUGCAGCUUUUGCUAUCCAGUUUCGGAGUGUUACUUUUGUCAGGCCUUUGGCUUACAUUUUGCAUUGUUCUUUGUCAUUGAAAUUUAUUGUGCAGGCCACAAUAUAAUGAACAAAAAGGCCACAUCUGAACAAAAUGUUUCUUUCUAUUUCUUCUUUUUGGAAACUGAAUCCCCAUGUGUAAUUGCAUUUAUGCCAUAAGCUCUGUCAAGAGACAAUACAGUCAAUACUCAGAAAGGAGUGUGAGCUUUUACUGUGCCAUGUUUGCGAAUAGGCGUUCUAAUGUUUAUGUAGUCCUCAUAAUAAGCUAUUACACCAGAAUAUGUUCUUCUGCAAAGGAUAACAGCUAUUUUAGUCCUGUUCAUCUGUUAUGUGCUGUGUUUUUAAGUUACAAUCUACUUUAGAAUCUCAGUGAUCCAAACUUUGUUAGACCAGAUUUUGAGUGCUACUGAAAAGGCAUGCAUUGGGCCCAAUAGUGAGUGUUUGCAAUAACGAACUUGAAACAGCCAGAAUGUCAAGCAACAGCCGCUGCGCCAAUGAAAGUUGUUGCACAACCACCCUCAAAUAUAACAUGUGAUUUUUACUCAUGUGGUUAAUCCAGCAGUAAAGUCAUGUUAAAAUUCUUGUAAGGGUGUACCAAAGUAAAAAUUCCUUGAAUUAGCACCUAGAGCCUAGCAAUUAUUAAAAUGUUAGUGUGAUGGUUCGAGCAGCUAGAGACACGCUGUCCUGUGCUGUCUACCUGCUGGAACCACCACACUGUCAUCACGCACCAACAGGCCCAGAAAACCACCUACUUAAUUAUUAAAAUAUAUUCAUGCUGUGAUUGAUAGCAUGCAAGGUAGACUGUAGUUACAGCAUUCAAGGCUGCAUAUAGCUGGUGCAGGUAACUGUUUCAUGGUUUUGCGCCUUUCAUUGGUCACAAUGUUCCAAUACGUAGCAUGCACUGGAUGUCAGCUCCAAUCAUGCAUCCUCCAUUGCCGCGCGCAUUCUUCGUGGUGCCAGUGCUCGUCGUUGUACCACGCGGCAUAUUAUGUGCACUGUGUGCCUUUUCCUUGUGGUUGUGCAUUAAUGACGUGACAGAAUUCUUGAGGAUGGUCCCGCAUGCUUUGAUGAACUUGUGGACCUGACGCACGCUUGAUAGGGAGAGAAAAUUGCCAUGUAUGACAGGAUCUACCUAUUGGCCUCGAGGGCCACCACAGGAGAGACCAGCGCUGCUAUUGCAAUGAUGUAGAAAGUGACAUCUUGUGACACGUGUUUGUGCCUUUGCCACAGCCAACGCAGCUCGCUGGGUGGGCUAUUGAAGCCUUGAUUCAGGCAGUAAUUUAGUUGUCCACUCUUACAGCUUGGUUUACUGCUCGGUGCUGCAGUGCCAGACAUACUUGACCGGUGGGAGUUUUCACGCGUACCCCAAAAUGAAGCAGUAGCGAAAUGCCUGGCCGAUAAAGUCACUGAAAAUGAAAUAAUAUGGUGAUCGUAAGAUUCAAGCAAGCAAUGCACACAUGGCUUGUAGCAUGCUCACUUGAUAUCACAUCAGUCAAAAUACUCUGCGCAGCAAUGCAUGCAACUUGCAUGCCUGCACAUGGUGGAAGCGUGGAUUGAGGCAACAAAAAUAUAAGCGGUUGAUAUUCCACGUAUUGUAAUAGGCUGAUGAUAAAUCAUCGUCUCGCAAUAAUUCUGCCGAAAGUGACAAGCUGCCCUCCCUGCAACGAAUGCUGUGAACAGCACUGUUAUUCCGGCAAAAGUGCAUAUAGCUACUUUUGUGAAAGAUCAUGCGAACUGAAUAGCUAAUGUGAAAGCAUCAGGUUGCUCACUCGCUAAAAAUCUUUGUUGCCCUACGCACUAGACUGGGAUGUACGCGCUAGGUUGUUAUGCAGCCAAGAUGCCAAACAUGCAACGCCCAAAAUAUUCGAACGCUCAGAAUGAACUGUGGCUGAACUGCUGGGGACGCCAAAUACUUCACAGCUGGAAUCGCAUUAUGCCCCUUUCUAUGUCACGGAGAUUCCAGCGGAUGGCACCAUGGUAUGUCCUUGAGGCCAAUAUCAACUCCUAGAUGCUACAGUCUUGUGGUAUUGACACAGGCUCUGUACAGAGAUAAAAUUAUGUGCGACGGCAUCAAUCCAUAUCAACUAUCAGGUGCUACGGAGCCUACUGCCAGGUGUCAUGCACGUUAACAUUAUACAUUGUCUUGUCAAAUGGUUAUGUUUGUUAUGCUUGUUUGUUGUUUACCAGUUACGCCUGCAGACAAGAACAUUGUUCGGUGUUUUCAAGUUCUUUCUGUUGAUCUGCACAAGCCAUGUGCCUUGCCGCUUCUCGGAUAGCACCUUGGUGUGGUCACACUGGUUUAUUAUCGCCUUCGGCAGGCAUUAUGUGCUUGGUCCCUUUUCAUUUGACUUGCAUUUGCUUCCAAUUCGGCAGCCAAAUAUCACACAAAUCGCGAUUGCGAUGGUUUUGAUGAGGAAUGCAAAAGUCACAAACUCAGUCCUGUGAGGAUGUCAACAAUUUGUCCGCUGCCAUGUGCUCGGUAAUGGUGGCACCAUAUCCCACAGUUCUACACAACAAUGUGCAUAUAAUCUAUUCAUACAGUAGAAGCUCAUUGAUGUUUCUGUUCAUGUUUUGCCAGCCUUUACUCUCUCAAAUACCGGUACUGUUUAGUUCCCAUAGAUUUAUGUAUUAGCUUCCCGUUUGUUACGUUUCUCCUUCCGGUUUUUUCAUCCAAAAACUACCACUGACGCAACCUAGUUCAGCAACUGCGCCUACGUUAAGCAUGCUAUAGCAUGAAUAGGAGCCCAUGUCGCCUAUUAUGAGUACACAUCCUCCAAUGAUGGUGGUGGGACAUUUGAACCACUGAGUGUGUUGGACAUUGUUGCAGAUCUCAACUCUUUUUUUAUCCCAGUUUCAACUGAAAAUGCUGAACCCUAUAUAUAUAAUAAAGUGAGCUAAAGCAAUGCACUAAUGGAUUCCUUCUGUUUACUUCCUUGUUGCUCAUGCUCAAGAACUGCUCAGUCAUAGAUAAUUCAGUAGACAUUUGAAUAUCCAGCUUUGACGUUGGCAGGCAUUAAUAAUGCCAAUGUAUUUAGAAGACAAUAGUGCAAAUAGCAACGGCUCUGCAUUGAUAUGUUGUCACUGACAAUUGGUACGCCCAGCCAAAACUCAAACUGGCAUUUAGGUUCAAUUUUUUUCUUGUAAUUCUUAUUGCUCAAGUUUGUAUCAGGAGAUUCUGCUGUAGUUACCUACCUGCUGUCAUUAGAAGUUCUGGAGCUAUUCUGUUGCACAAGCCACUCCCUUUAGUUCAAGGCAGUUAUUUCCUUGCAUGCUUUUAUUUUUCAUGUUUGCUGUGUUUAUGUCAGAGAUAGCUUAUGCAGCUUUUUUUUUUCUUUACUGAAUUAUGACCUUCAGAAAUACAGCCUUUUUUUUAACCUUGUGGAACUUUGUGAGAAACCAGCUAUUCUGAAAUGUCAUUAGUGGUUUGUUUCUGCUAGUAGAAUGUAACACUUAUCUCAUACUUGGCUUAUGAUGUGCUGUACUUGCAAGUCUUAACAAACUUCUAGUCAGUUUUUAAUUUGUCAGGCUAGUAUUCACACUUGUGCAGCUUUCCUAAAGCAGUAAGGUAGUGCAAGAAGCCAGAAAAAAUUGUGUGGCUUUAUCGUUCUUUUCUAUUGUGAUUUAAGAGUUUUAAUGUCAUCGGUGCUGUCUCUAGCUGACGGUCCCUAAGCUCUUUUAUCUCAGUGUUUUGCUUGCACUCAUGUUCUUUCUGGACGUCUAUUAUACAUUUUGCUUUACCUCAUAAUUGCACGUUUGUUUACUGUCCAGUCUACUUCAGACAUUGCUCUGCCUGACAGGACUGCAUGGCUCAGCUAGAGAGUGCCAAUGAAAUGAUUGAAACACACUCUGAAACAGCAUCAAAACAGCAGCAGAUGAUGGUCCAGGCUACAUGGAAGAUCUAUAGGGAAAAAAAAUAAGGACCAAUUACAGAUCUUAUUCACAAGUGGUGCAUUGCAGCUGCAUUUAGUUACUAUAGCCAGUCUAGAAAGCAGCUUUUUAAUGAAAUCUUGAUAUUGCAGGGUGUCUAACAUGAGGGAAAACUUGGAAAAUCUGGAAUUUUCAGAGCAUUCGUCAGUUCUGGAAAAUUCAGGGAAGAAGCAGGGUAUUUUCACCCCACUUGCUUUGAAUCAGGGAAAUUAGUGCGUACAGUGGCCAGAAGGAAGCAAAGUUUUCAACUGAACUUAUGCAGUCAUCAAAAUAAUGGUGUCUUAAGCUGAUUUUGUUUGCGUGAGCUUGGCCAGAUGGUUGGAAUAUUGUGAAAUGCACGUUUAGUCAAACUUGGUUGUCCAUCUGCCUGAUUUACAGCUUACUGAUAGCAGUUAUUGAAAAUUAUGGGCUGGCAUAGUAGCUUGGCAAUCUAUAAACCACCAUUUUCAUCCUUGAACCUGCACCCUGCGGUGUUGUAGACUGCCAGGGAAGGUUCAAAGAAAGUCAGGGAAAACCUGGAAAAAAUGGGGAAUUUUAAAGUGUUAACAUAGUAAACACCCUGUACUAUUUAACAUGCUGCAUGUAUCUUCACUUAGGAUUGCUAAGAAAUUUAGUAUUUGUGUCAGAAUAAGUGAUCAUAGAUGGAAGCAUUAGCUGUGUUCAAGUCGCAUCCUGCAUCUGCAUAAUAUUGCUUAAAUCUGGCACUUGCAUCUCACAAUGUCAAUAUGUUAAUCUCCUAUGACUUCAAGCCAUCAAGAGGCACUCAGGCUAGUAGCACAUAGUCAUAUGAACAGAGAGCACAUUGUUGAAGUAUUGCAAAGUGUAAUAAUGUACUGUACUUUGUGCCUACUAGUAGCACUAUUUAAGGUCGCUCACAAUAAUGCAAUAGUCGAACCUCGUUUUAAUGAACUUCCACGCUGCAUGAAAAUACCUUCAUUAUACCCAUUAUUGUUAUAAGUGUACAUGCUGAUAUCAGCAAAAAAAUUGCAGUCUGUAUGUGAAAAAAAAAAGUCCAGCACGAUGGCCCAUUGACGGGCUUGCCAUUCUGAUAUAUGGCACGUGAACAAUACUAAAAUUGCAAAUGUGCUUUGCACUGUUGUUAAUGGGCAGCCAUGUGAUCAGUGUGAUCACAUGGAAUUGACAUGUUGACUUGCCUGCUGCAGGCCAGCCAAGCCAGGACAUUGGUCACAAUGUGCACGUCUGUCUAGAAUGUGCCAUUUCAACAUGCACUUGCUGAGUAUUUGACAUUUUUGCUUCCAGAGUAGGUCGCAUAUACUUUGAGCCCAAUUGAGUGAACGAAUCGCUUUGCUGCAACCAAUAUUGUUUAGGAUUUUACAUUCUUGUUUGAAUUAUUGCAUUAGAAUACUUAUUGAAUUAAAGCAUGGCAAACUAAUUGUUAUAUUUACUUCAUUUAAUAGUUCAAUAUAUUCAAUAAUUUGUUAUACCCAUAUUCAUUAUUAUCGAGGUUUGACUGUAUACUGGUAAGAAUGCAGCACUAUGCAAAGCUAUACGGAUGCAGUUCACAUAUAUGUAGGAAUGUUGAGAGGUCACUAUAAAAUGAACCUAUCUGUCAUCACAUGACAUACAUGACUGUGAAAAAAUGUUCUGGAUUGCUGCAAUAAAAUGCCAGACAUAAUAAACUUUAAGAACCUCAUUGAUACAAUAUAAGAUAUAGAAGAAGCACGACUGGUGCAGAAGUACUUAAUGGUUUGGGCUGAGUGGAAAAUUUGAGCUUUCAGUGCAUCUGCAAAGCCUCAAUAUAAUGCAGCUUUGAUUCUUCACUCUUCACUUUUUUACUAGGGGCCAGAAUGGGAAAAUGAGGACAUUUAAUUUCAACCACACACAUUGGCAGUACUUGUGGCACAAAAAUACUGCCUGUGCUUUCAAGUGAAGAAGCAGAUAUCAGAAUUAAGCUUUCACAUCAGUUUUCAGUCAUUAUGACACCUCAUUUGCUAGCUUUCUGAUAUCUAGUUACCCAGCAAAUGAUGCAGUGCACACACAAUAAUUUCAUAAUAUAAUUGUAUGCCAUUACAGUCAAACUGCACACUAUGGCUAUUAAUGAGAAAGUGUUUUUCAUGCUUGUUGUGGGUUUAUUGUACCUGUGGCUCAUUUGGGUUUUGAGAUUUCUUAUGGCAUUUGUGUACAAUAUAUAGUGCUACUGGCAUAUUCAUGAAAACAAUCAUUGGCUGUCCUCUUGCUGAGCUAUGCAAACUUUACUUUAGGUACCAGUUAUAAACAUGUAUUCCAAAUUGUCAUUAAUAUGCAUAGCUUAUCUGAUUGCAUGUAGGAUUUUUUUUUUCCUGCUUCUGUCUUUUGUCACUUAUAGUAAAAUUAUUUCCUCCAACUUGUUCAUAGCUUAGCACAUGCUGCUCAAGUGAUUCGUGAUUUUCCUUCUAAGGUAGAGAAAAAUGCUUGUGGCACUGGUGGGCUUGGAUAGCAGAAAUUAUUUUUGUGCAGCUGGUUCCUCAGUACUUGAUUUCUGUUGGUGCCAAAGCUUGUUUUUCUCUUGUGAUCCUGUCUUUUGUAGUAGUCACUAUGUUGUUGCAACAAUUGUUGAUGUUUCAGAUGCUGCUCCUUUAUUUCAGGACUGUACUCAAAUGUUUACAGCUACCAAAGUUACACUUGAUACCCUUUGCAUAGUCAUUUUCUCAUUAUGAAACGAACUGUGCCAUGUUUCUUUUUCUGUUUUAAGUGCCUUAGUCAUCUUUUAGUAUAGUGCAGCAAGCAUAUGAUAUUGUGAUUUUGUUUUCGCAGCCUAACGAGCCUAGUGGAACAUUAGACUAAAUGUAGCAAUAAUAGUUCCUGUCUUGCCAGAAGUGUGAGCUUUUUACAUGCAAGUGGAAUUGUGAAUUCUUAUACAUAUAUAUAGAUGUGUGUGUGUGAUGCAUGGCUUACCUUGUUUUUGCAAUAAAUUUUUUUUUAAUCAUGCA
Messenger RNA from Dermacentor andersoni, 9459 nucleotides. RefSeq names its product prolyl 4-hydroxylase subunit alpha-1 (gene PH4alphaEFB). Gene Ontology annotation, cellular component: endoplasmic reticulum. Gene Ontology annotation, biological process: peptidyl-proline hydroxylation to 4-hydroxy-L-proline. The record is from RefSeq and is a predicted model, not a curated record. Lineage: Eukaryota; Metazoa; Arthropoda; Arachnida; Ixodida; Ixodidae. Gene Ontology annotation, molecular function: procollagen-proline 4-dioxygenase activity; iron ion binding; L-ascorbic acid binding.